Messenger RNA from Durusdinium trenchii, 3461 nucleotides. Lineage: Eukaryota; Dinophyceae; Suessiales; Symbiodiniaceae. The record is from the annotation of a GenBank genome assembly.
AUGGUUCAAGAUGCAGACUUUGGUUUUAGCCUGCCAGAUGCUGCCGCCGCAGCUGCCUCCAAGUCUGACAUCGAUCCUGCCGCUGCGGUGGUGGAAAAAGCGGUCGCUGCAAAGACGGCUCAAGAGUUCGCCAAGGCAACUUUCCCACCGGAUCUCUUUGAUGGAUUCAGCAAUGAGGAGACCAUUGAGCGGACAAUUUCGAGCAUGCUGGAUUCCAUGAUGAACGACAGGCGCAAUCACAGGGAGCUGGCUAUGCGCUACGACUUCUCCAUUUGCGGCAUGGCACCGCUCCCACACGUCGAGGCUGCCAAAGCCCUGUGCCUGAAGCACGGGCUGCAUCCAGAGACCUUCCUGCUGCUUAUCCACAGCAAUCUGACGUGGCUGGAGCACCACGCGAGCCGCUUGGGCUCCGACCCACCGCCAGCAGGGUUGGAUGUGCAGUCGGAUAUCCUUGAGCCAGACCCUCAAGAGGAUAUCCCGGAAGUGCCACAGGAAAGACCUCACAAAAAGAAAGCAAAGAAGGCUCAAGGCAACCCGCAGGAGGAGCCGGCGCAAGAUGGCAGUGGUGGUGACGCAGGCCGCUUUGAAGACGCUUGUCUUCCUUUCAUCAAGGCCCUCUCCCUCCGCACACUCGCAGAGUACCUUGCCGCUGCUGCCUCGCAUUUCGGCCGGCGUCUCACUGCCGGCGAACAGGGCAUCUUGCGGACAGUGGCUUUGGAGCACAUGGCAGAGCUCGAGUUGAAGGUGCCAGUUGUUGACGUGCCUCCGCAACCCAAACUCGAGAUCAAAUUGAAAGCCUCGUGCCACACCAUUGGCACUGACAAGCCGGUCAUGGCUGCCGGAUCCGCUUCUGCCCGCAAAUCCUUUAUGAGUGACCUCACCAAUGAUUUGGUGCUUCACUCCGCUUGGGCCCCCGACUACAUCAAGAAGCGGUCAGUUUAUUUGGUCGAGGCAACAUUCAGAGGAGAAAGGGAUGAUGUCUUGACAGGCGUGGGCACCAUCCACUUGAGGCAAUACCGUUUCCAGCUCAAAAUGCUGGGUCAGUAUGAGGCUGUGGAGUGGUGCAUGAAAAUGACACCUCAAGCAUUCUUCAAGCGCAUCUCUUUUUCCAUCAUGCCUGAUAGCAGCCCACAAGACGAAGAUGUCAAUAGCACUCUUUCCUUUGGAUUGUGGCAGGCUACUCACGACUUUAUGUUCCAAGGCCUAUAUCACCGUCCAUCCUUCGUGCAUUGUGAUGGCGUUGCUCUUGGUCUGCUUCGGGCAAUCCUGCAUGCAAUCAAGCUCUGGGUGGAAGCUCGAAAGGCAGCCAAGCAACCAAUUUGCAAAUGGUUCUUGAUGAAGAUUCUUUUCGCCAAGAAUGACAUCCUCCGGUCUUCCUUGCCAACCAUGCGCAUGGUCCAGACCCUCGAGAAGCUCAACAAGCACGACUUGGGCAAGCCUGAACGGGUGAGCAUUUCCCCGCACGAACUUAUGUGUGGAGUCCGCUGUUGGUUGAGAUCGCUGGAGUUGCAUGCCGGCUACUACCGUUUUGUGCAAGGAGCAAUGCAAGCUACGGCCGGCGCAGACUUUCAAGAUCGCCAUCGCAAUUUGCUGGCAGAGGAAUUCCAGAAGGCCGACCAUCCAACAGUGGACAGCUCAUCUGCGCCCAGCGCCUCCGACAUUCUGUUGCAGAAGGCCAUCUUGCAGCAUUGCCGCGGCAGCGAGGAAUUCGUUCCUGCAGCACAGAUCAGCAACAAAUUGCGCAGCAAGGGGCCCUUCAAGAGAAUUCAGGGUUUCGCAGCAAAGGUCAACGAGCAGGCCACGGAGCUAGCCAGCCUAGGGUUGCUUGAGAAGAUGGCCCGGCAAAGCAACAAGAAGGGCAACCACCGGGACCAGUUUAAGAAGACUCGACGCGCCAAGGAGGCGCCGCCCACGGACUCGCAACCUCCUCCUGUUCAGCCCAGACCUGCCCGGAUGACCAGGAAACGGAAGAGGGAAAUGGAGUCUUUGUCCCAUCAGGAAGCCCCGCCCAGAGACUGCAGGUUCUCGGAGAUGACAGACGCACAGGCCGCACUGGCUAAGAGGUUGCGAAUCGGGCAGACCAAGGACUUACGAGCUGCUUUGUCUGACAUGGGUUUGUUUCACUUAGACACAGACACAGUGUUCGACACGGACGGAGACAAGUGCAGGCCGCGAAGAGGUCUACAAGCAACUUGGUGUGGGGUGCAGGUGCACAUCCUGGACACUUUUAUGUGUCAUAGGGUCCUCCGGGCAGAUAUUGCUGAGUUGAGGCCGCAUAGAAGCCAGGUCAAUUGCCGUGUGCUCGGACCUGUCCACACUGUGCGGGCAGAUGACUUGCAGGGUGUUCGUCUCGAUUUCUUGCUGACCUUGAAGAAUGGGUCUGCUGUGUUGGAGGCGCUGCCUGCCCAAUUGGCUUCUGCAGACUUGCCUCUUCACGCAGAUGGUGAAACAGCAGCCGAAGAGCUUCAAGAGCCAAGGAUUCAGGAAUAUGUGGAGAUCCAGCCAUCAAGCGCAGAGGAGCAUGUGAAGUGGGCGGCCAAGUAUGGUUUCGCACACAAAGUCUUGCCCGAAAAAAGGAGGGAAGAAGUGCGGUUCCUUCUGGAUUUGCCACUCCCACGUCCAUUCGUUGCUCAGGCCUACAGAUGUUCAACCUGCCGCAAUGGACAACCUCUCAUGGACUACAUACCCAUCCAAGAGGUUCCAAAACUGCCACCAGCUGCUAAGCAGACUUAUUUUGCUCCCACAGCAGAAGAUAUCAAGGCAGUGUUUCCACAAGCUUUGGUGUGCAACUUGCCCAGGGAGGCCCCCGUGUACUUCUCCAAACAAUUCUUUUUCCAUAUUGCGCAGGAAUUGUACGAGGGUUUCAACACUAGGUCGCUGCGUAGACACAUUGUUUCAACCUACGCGGCGCAUGCCCUUGCUGAAGCCGUGCGGAUGAAACAAGAAGGCCAUGAACCAUACAAUUUGGCGUGGCAGCUUUGCUCUGUGCCCCAUGAUGGUGUACUCCGAGGGCUCUUGUUGAAAGGCUUGGCUCCGCAUAUGGAGCGCAUCUGUAGAGCAAUGCAGGAGAAGCAGUACCUGCACAAUUCCAAAGGCAUCCGGAUUGAUGGGAAUUUUGAUCUUGCAAAGAUCAUUCAAGUGCCUGACGGCCACGAACCUUUUACUGCAGUUCUGGGAGUCUGUGGCCUUGAUGGCAGUUUGCUACUUCCAUUCGUGCCUCUCUCUCGUGAGUCCCUAACAAAGAUCCAGGAAGUUUUGGCGCCAAUUUUUGAAGACAUGGUCAAGACAUUUCUCACACAUGGCUAUGCGUUGGAAGAUGCCGUUCCUGUUUUUCUCAGCACCGAUAACUAUCGGGCGCAUCGUUUGGGUCUCACACGCCUCUGCCAGGAUGCCUUUCAGGCUCUCAAACUGGAAAGUGAAGUCUGGACUGGAAUGGAUGCCACGGUCUUCCAAUUCCACAG